AUGACAAGGUUAAAAAAAUUACAUAUACUUUAUUUUACCUUUACAUUAUUUUUUAUUCAAAAAACUUAUCAGCUCAAAAAGAUAUAUCCAAAAAUCAAAAGUUUCAAUAAUGGGACAUGUUUAUAUAAAAAUAAAUAUAUUUCAAUACAAUAUGAAAUGCCCUCUAAUGUUAAUAUUAAAGGAACAUCAUUUUCAUGUGAUUAUGUAACAUAUCUUGACUAUUUUAAACUUCUUGAUGAAGAUACUUUUGUUGAUUUGUCAAAAGAACCAAUGCCAAAACCACAAGUUGUAACUGCUUUUUCAGAAAAUCAUCGAGAAGAAGCUGCUUUAUUACUUAAAUCAUUUAGAAAACAUUUUCCUGGAGAAAAAAUAAUUGUUUAUAGUUUAGGUGUUUCCAAAAGUACAGAAGAACAAUUACGUUCUUUAUGUUAUGUGGAAUUUAAAGUGUUUAAAACAAUAAAAUAUCCAAAGCAUGUUUCAAAUAUUAUGAAUUAUGCUUUUAAAAUUCUUAUUGUAGCAGAAACAUUGAAAAAAUAUGGAUCUAUGAUUUGGGCAGAUGCAAGUGUUAGAUUUAAAAAAACAAAUUUAAAUUAUGUUUACAAUUUGUUUAAUUGUAAAAUGGGAAAAAAUUUCAACCAUAAAGAAUAUGAACAAGCAAUUUUAGGUAAUGAACCAAGACAUAAACCAUUUUUAAAUAUAUAUAGAAAACUUAAAUGCCCAAAAUGCUUUUGGAAAUAUAGAUAUAGUGGUUUCGACAAAACAGUUCACAAAUUUAAUAUAAAACAUUGUCAUAAAUCAUCAUUUAUGUUUACAGUUCCAACUUUUCAUGGUAUUCUAUCAACGAUUCAUCCAACAACUCUAAAAUAUUUUCCAACAGACAAAAAAAGAUAUACUAAUAGAACAAUUUCUCGCGAGUAUGAUGCUGCAUUUUCUAUAAUUGUUAAAACAAAAGAUACUGUUGAUAAUGUUUUAAAAUGGGCAGUUUUAUGUGCACUUGAAAAAAAUUGUAUUGAAGCUGAAAAAUGGCAUGGUUGUUAUGGUUUCACAAAAAAAAAUAUUUUUUCAUCCAAAAAUGUAUGUUAUAGAUUUGAUCAAUCUAUAUUUUCUUUGUUACUUCAUAAUUCAAAUAAUUAUGAUAAUCGUAAUUAUGUAACAGAAAUUCAUAAUUUUAUGGAUAUUGAUAGAAACACUAAAUUAGAUUUAAGUUUAUUAAAAAAAAAAUGUGUGUGA
Strongyloides ratti is the source of this 1230-nucleotide messenger RNA. RefSeq names its product Protein of unknown function DUF1647 family-containing protein. The coding region runs from base 1 to 1230 and encodes 409 amino acids. The record is from RefSeq and is a predicted model, not a curated record. The transcript has 3 exons. Lineage: Eukaryota; Metazoa; Nematoda; Chromadorea; Rhabditida; Strongyloididae.